AUGCAAUCGGGAUUCAUUAGGGGUGAUUUCACAGUGAAUCAGCUGAUUGAUUUUGUUCAUACAAUUUAUCAGAAUGGAGAUGAAGGACAAAUAACAAAAGCUAUUUUUCUCGAUUUUAGUAAGGCGUUCGAUCGUGUUUGGUUUAGAGUAUUACUGCAUAAAUUAGAAAUGAAAGGUAUUUGCGGCUCACUACUGACAACCCGUGAAAUAGCUCUCCAUACGUGCCAUGCUUAUGUAGUAGCUAUUUUUUCACCUAAUUCAGGAUUAUGUGCAGAAGUCUAA
Molecule: messenger RNA, 282 nt
Organism: Didymodactylos carnosus
Lineage: Eukaryota; Metazoa; Rotifera; Eurotatoria; Philodinida; Philodinidae
Source: the annotation of a GenBank genome assembly